Molecule: messenger RNA, 1656 nt
Organism: Rosa chinensis
Lineage: Eukaryota; Viridiplantae; Streptophyta; Magnoliopsida; Rosales; Rosaceae
Exons: 3
Coding region: 200-1384 (394 amino acids)
Molecular function (GO): DNA-binding transcription factor activity
Source: RefSeq, a predicted model, not a curated record
CUCAUUUUCUCUUACAGCUUCAUACUUUCUCUUCCUGAAUCUCCAAACCCCAAACGCACACUCUCUCUUUCUCUCUUUUUUAAGAGACACACAGUACCCAAAUCCAAAGCUAUUACUCUUUCUCUCUGUCUCUCUUAGAAAACAUUCACACCAUUUGAAAUCUCAAACCAAACCCAAGGCUUGAUCUUUUUUGGCUGAAAUGUACAGACCGGUGAUGCUCAUGGCCUCAGAUUACCAGAGCACAACCCAAGAUUCUUCCCGUUUUGGGAGCGAAGAAUCCAAAAAACCCGAAACCACCACCAAAACCAGUACUAGCAGCAAAGGAAAAUCAAGGAAGUCAGCUAAACCUAAAAGGCCAAAGCCCCAGAGAGGUGUUGGUGUGGCUCAGCUGGAGCGCCUCCGUCUCCAACAGAGAGGUGUGGGUGUGACCAAAUUAACCCAAAUGCCCCUCCCCCAUAUCCUACCGCAACCUCAACCUCAGACCCAAGUUAUCCAAAAUGUUGGUUUUCCAGAUCACCAGCAGCGCCAGUUUCAAUACUACCCAAACCCAGAAACCCGCGCCGACCCGCUUCUCAGCAUUCCGGUACUCUACGGUGCGUCCAACUACGAUGGAGCCAUGAGUACUGGCUCUGGUUUGGUGGGCUUGGACCGCACCAGUUUGUUUGUUCAGACAGUUAGUGGGAAUGGUGGUUCCGCUGGGUUUGGUUAUGGGUACAAUGUUCGUCUUCAAAAUGAUGUUGGUGGGUUGGUUAUGGAUCCGAACCAGUACGGUGUCGUUGGGGCUGGGGCUCCGAAUCGUGGGGCUGUGUAUGAGAUCUCGAACGAGCUCUCUUCAAUACCAAAGAUGAAGCAGAAACCCUCCUCUUCUUCUUCAUCUGAAUAUUGCUGCUGUUGCAAGCAGAAGAAAAGAUUCAAUUGUGGAAACAACAUGGGUUUUGGGGAAUCUCCGGCUGUCUUUCCGAUGGUCAACAGUUCUGAUCUUCCCGGAUUCGACCAACAAAACAUCCCAAAUGUCCGGGUAGCUGGGGAAAUCGGCGUUGGUUUCAAUGCUGGUACUUACUUGGACCGCCGCUCCAGUCUUGUUGAUGAGAGUGUGGAGGUUAGGGCAGUUCACAGGAAGGGGAGACAAGCAGGUGGUGAUAUCAUGAAGGAGUAUGAAUUCUUUCCUGAUCACAACAACAACUCUUCUUCAGUAGUCUCAUCAGGCACAUAUCCCAUGGAGCAUAAUAUAGUUGCUUCAUCAACUAAUUCUUCUUCAGUUGGUAGAUCAUCAGAAGCUUCUGAUCAACAUCUUGGUUCUGCUUUUGAGGGGGCUGACAUGAUGAUGAUGAUGAUGAGCAGUGGCCAUAGUCCUGUUGAUUUGUCACUCAAAUUGUCUUUCUAGAUGUUGAGGCAAAAAAAGUGUGUCUAAUUUUGUUAAUGCAUAUGGGAAAGAACCCAGAUGCAACUUUUUGUUUUCCUUUUUUGUGGUUAAACUAAUUAGCCCAGAUGAAACAGCAGCUAGCUAGAUUUUGUAUUUCCUUUAAUUCUUAAUUAGCACUAGAACUUAUGGCGUGGUAUUGUAGCUCUGAGCUAGCUGUUUGAUAUAAGAAGCUAUAUGCUAGCUUUAGCUGUGUGUUUUUACCUUGAAGUAGCUGAAACUAAAAGCCCUAGAGG